AUGGGUGCACUCAUCAAAGAUUCAGCGCGGCACCUGAUCAUGUCGGACAAUAGUACUUCUCAAGUAACCCCAUCGGGAUUUCAAGGUCUUGUUCCCCCGAGCAGAGCGAACGAUUCUGCACCCGCCCGAAGCCUCAAAGCCAACGCCGGACGCGCCUUCGGAUCCCCCUAUCGACAUGGCAGCCGGCUCCUCAUAAUCGCGGCGGAGCUUGCGGUGCUCCUGCUCUGGCUCGUGCCGCUGCUCGUCAUAGUCUCGCGGCCCCGGGGCCAGUUCACGGUCCUCGAUAGCGUGCAGAGGGCGGCCCCGGAGAGCGCGGAGGAGGACCGCGCCCGGGUCGCCUUCUUCAUAAUCUUCUACUGCGCGCUGCUCGUCGUGGUGACGAGUUCUGUCCCGUUCGCGCUGACGGCUAUCUACUAUUUUUCGGACGAGAAGAAUGGGAAGGUCGCGGGGAGAUGGCUUGAUAAGGUUGUCGCUGGUAAGACCUCGGAAAAGGCGUGGUAUUAA
Molecule: messenger RNA, 504 nt
Organism: Truncatella angustata
Lineage: Eukaryota; Fungi; Ascomycota; Sordariomycetes; Amphisphaeriales; Sporocadaceae
Exons: 2
Coding region: 1-504 (167 amino acids)
Source: RefSeq, a predicted model, not a curated record